Molecule: messenger RNA, 2957 nt
Organism: Cicer arietinum (chickpea)
Lineage: Eukaryota; Viridiplantae; Streptophyta; Magnoliopsida; Fabales; Fabaceae
Product: plastid division protein CDP1, chloroplastic
Biological process (GO): chloroplast fission
Cellular component (GO): chloroplast inner membrane
Source: RefSeq, a predicted model, not a curated record
UACUUCACAUUUACCCUUUUCUUACCAACGUUUUCCACACUCUAUCUUCUCUAACAAUCCUUUCACUUUUUCAGUUUCUAUCCUUCAUUUCCACAAAAAAAAAAAAAAAAAAAAAAUCCCCAAAUCACAGUUCAAAAAUUCUACCCUAGAAGCAAUGUGUUUCGAAAUUUCCAAUUCAACGAUGUUGAGGCGAACACUGAAGCUGAAAAAUUAGGGUUUUGGAAUGAGAGCUCAUGGCAUUUGCUAAUGCUGCAGUGAUCGGUCCUUCUCUGUAUGGCGUUGGUUGCAUCGCGAAGAUUCCGUUGUUGAGUUCGCAUGGCGAAGUAGUUGGUUCUGGAUUUUGUGGUUCUUCAUUUUGCGUUGGGUCCCACUCUGGGAAAAGUGAUGUUGUUCUUGAAAGGAGAAAAUUGAAGUCUGUUGAUAAAAAUAAUCACGUUUUCGAAAAUUCACACAUGAAAUCUGCAGUUGAAAUCCCAGUUUCUUGCUAUCAGCUCAUUGGUGUUCCCGAUCGAGCUGAGAAAGAUGAAAUUGUUAAGGCAGUUAUGAGUUUAAAAAAUGCAGAUAUUGAAGAAGGUUAUACAAUGGGCGUUGUUGCAUCUCGCCAGGAUCUUCUGAUGGAUGUUAGGGAUAAGCUCCUUUUUGAGCCAGUAUAUGCUGGUAAUUUGAAGGAAAAGAUUCCCCCUAAAUCUUCCCUUCGUAUUCCUUGGUCUUGGUUGCCCGGUGCUCUGUGCCUUCUUCAAGAGGUUGGAGAAUCAAAGCUUGUGCUGGACAUUGGAAGAACGAGUCUUCAGCAUCAAGAUGCGAAGCCAUUUACAGAUGAUUUAAUUCUUUCUAUGGCACUAUCUGAGUGUACAGUUGCGAAGAUUGGCUUUGAGAAGAACAAGGUAUCUCAAGGUUUUGAAGCUCUUGCUCGUGCUCAGUGUCUUCUUAGAAGUAAGCCAUCUCUUGCAAAAAUGACACUGCUAUCUCAGAUCGAAGAAUCUCUUGAAGAGCUUGCCCCCGCUUGCACCUUGGAGCUACUAAGCAUGCCAAAUACCCCUGAAAAUGUUGAACGAAGACGGGGAGCAAUUGCGGCUUUGCGUGAAUUGCUUAGACAGGGUCUUGAUGUUGAAGCUUCAUGCCAAGUACAGGAUUGGCCUUCUUUUCUAAGCCAAGCUUUUGACAAUUUACUGGCUAAUGAGAUGGUUGAUCUUCUUCCUUGGGAUAGCUUAGCUGUGAUGCGAAAGAAUAAGAAGACAAUUGAGUCACAGAAUCUAAGGGUAGUAAUUGAUUCAAACUGUUUCUAUAGAGUUUUUACAGCUCAUAUGGCACUUGGGUUUUCCAGCAAGCAAAAAGAGUUGAUUAACAAAGCAAAAAGUAUAUGUGAAUGUUUGAUAGCUUCAGAGGGUAUUGAUCUGAAAUUUGAAGAAGCUUUUUGCUUGUUCCUUCUUGGACUGGGCACAGAGGACGAGGCAGUUGAAAAGCUGAAGCAGCUUGAGUUAAACUCAAAUCCAAAACAUAAAUCAGUCUUGGGGAAGGCAAUAAUGGAUGCUUCAGCUGCAAACCCAUCAUUGGAAUUGUGGCUGAAGGAUUCUGUGCUUGAUUUAUACCCAGAUACUAAAGGUUGUUCUCCAGCUUUGGCCAAUUUCUUUAAUGCUCAAAAGAAAUUUUCUGGAAGUAAGAAUUCCAAAGGAUCUCCACAAAUGUUUCCUACUAUAUGUCAUAGACCUCUAUCAUCAUCUGGUUCAGUAGAACGAAAAAAUUUCGAGGAACCUCGCUCAUAUAUGAGCUCUUCUCCAAAUUUGGGGUUUGCUGUCAAGCAGCUGGCUCCUACUGAUUUGCAGAGUUCAUUGCUAUCUGGCAAAAAUGAAAACAGACUCAAUCCUAGCAAGCCACCUGUUAAAGUGAAAAGGAACCUUGGCAGUCAUCACAAUGGAAUUUGGAAUAAUAACUUCACUCUUGCUCAAGUAUUUGAAAGAAUAACAUACAUUACCGUACUGGGUUGUAUUGCAUUUGCUUCUAUGAAGUUGUUGGGAAUGAACCCGGGCAAGAAUUUUACUCGUACUAACUGGGCUUUCACAAAAUCCAACAAUUGCGCUAACUACACUAUAGGCCCGGCAUAUAUUAGGCGAAGUUCUAUCGCCAACAAAUUGAAGAGAAUUAUGUCGAUGGUUAAGAUACAUUUUUUGCGCCGCCCAGAUGCUGGUAGCCGAAGUGAUUUACACAUUUCUCUGUCCUCAUCAUCCUCCCCUAUUAAUGUGUAUAGGAAGAUGAUGUCUGUGGAGGAAGCAGAAACCCUUAUUAGGGAAUGGCAAACAAUCAAAGCUGAAGCUUUGGGGCCUAGCCAUGAAAUUAAUGGCCUAGCUCAAGUCCUUGACGAAUCUAUGCUUGCUCAGUGGCAAGCCUUGGCUGAUGCUGCAAAACAAAAAUCUUGUCACUGGAGAUUUCUUUUGCUAAAAUUAUCUGUCCUUAGAGCCGACAUUCUAUCAGAUGGAAAUGGAUCAGACAUAGCAGAAAUAGAAGCCCUUUUAGAGGAAGCAGCUGAACUUAUUGACAGUUCUCAGCAAAAGAAUCCAAACUACUAUAGCACUUACAAAGUUAAGUAUGUUGUGAAGAGGCAAGAUGAUGGAUCAUGGAAGUUCUGUGAUGCUGAUAUACGAACACGAUGAUAUAUACACGCCCGGCGUAGGACAACUGAAGUUGAGGCUAACUUGGUUCCUUUCCUAAAUUUAAUUUGAAGGAAUCUGAAAAUUCAUUGACAAUCUACAUAUAGGCAGAUGAUGACACUCUUCUUAUUGAUUAUUUCCUGUAAAGAAAUGAUUGAUUGACAUAAUUGUAGAUGUUCAUCAGAAAAUUAUGUGACAAGCAUUUUUUUCAUUAGACUAGUGUGAAAAGUGAACAUAAGUAAUGUGAAAAGGAAAACUCGUGUGGGAUCUCAACAUUUGAUAAAUAGUAUUUUAGUCGCCAAAAUCUCUCCA